GUGAUCCCGGAGGCGCAACAUCAUUCUCAUCAAACCUAACUCUUGAUCGUGCAAGCCUCUGCUGUGAUCGUCGACCAAUAUAACCAACGUCCAAAUCGUUUAAAUAUUGUGACGGAACCGUCAAGGAGCCCCAAGGAGAAGAGCGCCCACAAAAUCAAGGCUCGACAAAGACAGCCAUCAUGCAAGACAUCGAAGAGGCCACUGUCACCUUUCGCAAGUCCAACUUGAAGGCCAAGUGGUUGGCAAAGGAUCGCUUAUCACUGCUGCAACUAGCAGAAAAGUCUGGGUUGACUCCUGACUAUGGCUGUCGGUCGGGCGCCUGCGGCACUUGUGAAGUCAAGCUCUUGAAGGGAAAUAUCGACGGGAUCCUGGAGGGAGAUGAUGGCGUUCUCAUUUGCAGCUCAGUACCAGCAAGCAUCGAAGUCGAACUUGAACUGUGAAGCAGAGUAUUCGUCCCCAAACCCCCAGACUUGACAGAGGGCAAAGAUGAAGUCGCGGAAACGCAGCCUCAGUGGGAAUCGGCAAGAGCUACCCGAUCUUUGUAGAGAUCAGAGACAGAUAUCAAGCUUGGGGGCGUCAUGGUUGGUCCAUUGAUGGCCACACUGGUAUGAGGGCUCGGGGAACAGGCCUGCUGAUUGACAUGUGAAUUCGAAAGGCGAAGGUCGAUGGGCUUGGAGCUGACUGUCGAAGGACGCUGCAUCAUGAUCACGGCAUUGUGAUGCUUUUGAGGGCCAUUGCUGCAUGGGCGACAGGUGACAGACCAUUGUCGAGGACGUCCACCUCGGAACAGACGGGCGCAGACUGGCGCAGGCUGGAGCCUCUAUAUGGAAGAAUCUCAGCUUCCUCUUUCUUUC
This is a messenger RNA of Cladophialophora immunda, 854 nucleotides long. RefSeq lists its product as uncharacterized. Lineage: Eukaryota; Fungi; Ascomycota; Eurotiomycetes; Chaetothyriales; Herpotrichiellaceae. The transcript has a single exon. Bases 180 to 440 code for a protein of 86 amino acids. The record is from RefSeq and is a predicted model, not a curated record. Gene Ontology annotation, molecular function: 2 iron, 2 sulfur cluster binding.